UAAAAGACAUGUAAGGGGCAAACAAGGAGUUAAAGUUGUAACAGAUUGUUCCAUAUUGUGAAAUUUCCAGUUGGAGGAGGAACUCUCGGUUCAGCCGAAGAAAGGAAGACGUCUUUUUUCGUUGCUUAAAUUUCUGGUCUGAAGAAGUUAUCUUUUUUCUGGCGGCGGUGGCAAAAUGGGAGAAGGGGGAAAUACAGUUGGAGAUACAGUCCAAACGGCGUCGUUGGAGAGGGUAGAGGCCUUGCUGGAGGCUGCUAGGUACGAUGACAUCGAUGACAUUAUAAGCUUAGAAUCUGCUGGUCUUUCUCUUGAUUCUAAGGAUCUCCACGGCCGAACAGCACUACACAUGGCUUCUGCUAAUGGACAUCUUCAGAUUGUGGAGUAUCUGAUCAGUAGAGGAGUGGAUUUGAAUGCUACAAAUGAGGAGAUGAAUACACCGCUACAUUGGGCUUGCCUGAAUGGACAUGUCGAGGUCGUUAAGAAAUUGAUCUUAGCAGGAUCUAAUCUCAGUGUAUUGAACAGCUACGAAAGGACUCCAGUUGAUGAAGCAGUAAGCGGGGGAAAGAUGGAUGUUCUGGAUGCCGUUAAUGCAGCAGCUGCCCAAGUAGAGCUUAGAGACGUUAGCGUGUCCUAAUGUAUUAUUUAGCCCUAAUGAAAAGUAGGAUUUAUUAUAUAGUUCAUAGAUGUUAUCUUCUUGCAGAGAAUUGAAACUAUUUGCUAAACUAAUGUGAUGCUAUCAUACUAGUCACUUUUUAUGCAUUAAGCUUUGGUAA
Pyrus x bretschneideri (Chinese white pear) is the source of this 773-nucleotide messenger RNA. Its product is annotated as ankyrin repeat-containing protein P16F5.05c-like. The transcript is spliced from 7 exons. Bases 176 to 634 code for a protein of 152 amino acids. The record is from RefSeq and is a predicted model, not a curated record. Gene Ontology annotation, molecular function: protein binding. Lineage: Eukaryota; Viridiplantae; Streptophyta; Magnoliopsida; Rosales; Rosaceae.